GUUUCUACCUUGUUCUGCAGCCGGGGAUACCCUUGUCCCCAGCCCCAUCACUCCCAAACAGUCACAAUUUGCUGGCCAGCCUCCUCGGGCUAUGCCGAGUUUUCCUCUUCUUGAAUAGCGAAUGCUUCCAUUCACAAUCAUGGUAAUGGUGCUUUUCAGGCCGAUGACUUGGCUUCAUCGUACCUAUCCAGCAUAGCGGCAACUCUUGUGACGGAUCUCAGAUCACCGUCGGAAUUCUCCAUUCGGCCCACCCGCCGCCAUGUCGUUGGCUCAGCACGUCACCGCGACCGAGGGUGUCGACCGUGAGGAUGGCGACGCCGACUCCCACAGCAAGCCUCUGUGGCGUACUCUCAGCUAUGAUCCCGUCCCGGCGCCUGACGCACCUUUGGCUCUCCAGUCAGCCGAACCGGCCCAGCACACGGCUGCCUACAAGGUCUCAGCUGUCACAAGAGCAGCCCAAGUUGCCAUUGCAACUGUCGCCUGUGUCCUGGCCGCGGGCAUCGUGUUUGGUUUUGCGUCCUUCAAGCCCAUCAUGAUAGCAGAAGGGGUGUAUAGCGACCUAUGUGACGUGUCUGAGCAGUCGGGCGAGCAUGUGCCGCCGGAGGAUCACGUCCCCUGUGCGAGGCAGGACCUCCGCCUCAACCUCUUCUUCACCUCGGCCUCCAUUACUGCCAACGUGUCGUCUCUGCUCGCUGGAUCAAUUCUGGACCGGUACGGGCGGCGUGUGUGUUACUACAUGUCCGCCGUGCUGCUUGCUGCCGGCUCGACCUUGCUCGCAACCGCUUUCAGGAUCCCCGAGUUCGAUGGCUACAUCGCUGGCAACAUCUUCCUCGCGCUCGGCGGCACGUUUGUGUUCGUCCCGAGCUUCCAGCUCGCCGAUGCGUUCCCGCGAUUCUCCGGGCUCAUCGUGGCCGUCAUCACUGGCGCCUUUGACGCCUCUGCUGCCGUCUUCCUCUUCUACCGACUCGCGUGGGAGGCUUCCGACGGGGCCUUCACCCCGGCAAGAUUCUUUUCCUACUACCUCGUCGUGCCGCUGUUCAUCCUCAUCAGCGAGUGGCUCUUCAUGCCCCGCCACGCAUACCACACCACGUCCGAGCUCGAGUUCAAGAUAGAAAAGAACCAAGACGCGACCCGCGACCUCCACGAGUCCGACCAGGACCUGUCGGACAACGAGCUCACCCGCGUCCGCAGCGCCCGCCGCGAGCGCAGGCAGUCGCGGCUCGACCAGCUCGAGGACCUCGUGGGCGACGCGCAGGAGCGCGAGGACCGCGCCGUCAAGGAGGAGGACCGGCAGGUCGCCAGCGGCGUCUGGGGCGUGCUCCACGGGCUGCCCGCGCACCGGCAGAUGCUCACCCCGUGGUUCCUCUUCAUCCUGCUCCUGACGGUCCUGCAGAUGCUGCGGAUGAACUACUUCAUCGCCACCGUCAGGGCGCAGUACCUGUUCCUGCUGCGGUCGGACGAGCAGGCCGACGCCGUCAAUGACUUUUUCGACAUUGCCCUGCCGCUCGGCGGGAUCGCCACGACGCCGUUCAUCGGGCUGCUGCUCAACCAUUUCAGCAUGGCGUCGGUCACGGCCACUCUGACCGCGUUCAUCUGCGCCAUCGGCAUCCUGAACUGCCUGCCCUACCUCUGGGCCGGAUACGCCACGGUAGUCUUGUUUGUCAUCUUCCGGCCGCUAUACUACUCUGCAGUUUCGGACUACGCCACCAAGGUGUUUGGCUUCGCCACCUUCGGCCGCAUCUACGGCGCCAUCACCUGCCUCUCGGGCCUCUUCAACUUUUCCCAGUCCGCGCUCGACGCGCUCACCCACGGCCCGCUCAACGGGGACCCGACGCCCAUCAACAUCGCCAUGGCGGUCGCCGGGACGCUGUGCGGGAUGCUGCUGACCGGCUGGGUUGUAUUUAAGGGCAGGGAGUUUGAGCGCGAGGUGCAGCAGCAGCAGGGAUCGGCACCGACGCAUGUCGGCGAGCGGCUGGGGCUGAUACGUGAGGACACGGCGGAGUAUGGCACUAUCGGCAUGGCGGGGCGUGGGUGAAUGACGUUUGGAUGGUAGGGAAAGGCCACUAUAUAUGACUGGAAGCUUGGGGCUGGGGUCGUUAUUUGCAUGGAAUGGU
Molecule: messenger RNA, 2114 nt
Organism: Microdochium trichocladiopsis
Lineage: Eukaryota; Fungi; Ascomycota; Sordariomycetes; Xylariales; Microdochiaceae
Product: major facilitator superfamily domain-containing protein
Exons: 3
Coding region: 260-2035 (591 amino acids)
Biological process (GO): transmembrane transport
Cellular component (GO): fungal-type vacuole membrane
Molecular function (GO): transmembrane transporter activity
Source: RefSeq, a predicted model, not a curated record